Molecule: messenger RNA, 2263 nt
Organism: Cucurbitaria berberidis CBS 394.84
Lineage: Eukaryota; Fungi; Ascomycota; Dothideomycetes; Pleosporales; Cucurbitariaceae
Exons: 3
Coding region: 162-1919 (585 amino acids)
Biological process (GO): regulation of DNA-templated transcription
Molecular function (GO): DNA-binding transcription factor activity, RNA polymerase II-specific; zinc ion binding
Source: RefSeq, a predicted model, not a curated record
UUUCACAACGCCUUCGCGACACAGCCUCAGCGUGCAGGGGUCUAGACACAGCCCCCUUUUGAUCUCCUCAUCUCAGCCACCGAACUUCCAUCUGCACAUUUCCCUUGACAAUGAAUGCCUACAGAUGUACACUCAAGCUUGCGCACAAUUAAUACCUCAUAAUGGCAGAGAUCCUUGGCCUCGCAGCUAGCGUCAUCCAGAUCGCCGGCGCAGGCGCUAAGCUCUCGACAGCUUUGUACAACUUCACCAGUUCAGCAGCCCGCGCAGACCAAGAGAUCAGAGAUAUUGCCGGCGAUGUAGAACUUACAUCAAAUGCGCUUGAGAGCGUCGGGGAAGUAUUUGAAACAGAAGAUGCCAAAUCCAUUGUGUCGAAGAAGGCAAUCCAGGAUGCGAAUCAAAUCAUCAAGCGAUGCGAAGAAGUGUUCAAUGAGGUCUCGCAGAUGAUUGAGAAGAGGACAAAAGUGGGAAAGGACGGAAAGAAGAGCUUGAGUAUAAUGGGCAAGCUGUCUUGGCCGAUGAGAGAGCAAAGAGUGGAAUUGAAUCGGAAAAGACUAGAAAGCUUGAAACACAGCCUUAUUUUGUUUCUACAUGUGCUACAGCUCGCGCAAGGGCAGGUUCGAGGAAAGGUGGAAAAAACCGCCGUGGAAGAAGAACGCGAGAAGAUUCGUGAGCUUCACCAGCGGCAGCAGGACUCGCUGAAGAGCCUGCAAGCUUUAGAGUACAAGUUCUGUCGAAUUGCAUUAGAUGAGAAGGAAACACUCCCAGGAUCCAAUACGACUUCACGGGAAUCGACAUUUAAUAUGUUACUCAAAGCUGAGCCUGUGGGACUACUACCAUUUGGCGAAACAACCACUCGAACAGACACAGACACGACUAUGGUUACGGACGAAAGAUCAAUAUCAGAUGAUACAGAGAUAUCUGAUAGUGAUGCGACAGCUACUGACUACGAUGAUGAGCAUAUCUCAACAGAAGAACUUGCAAAUUGCGCGAAGCAUGUGCAUAAGUUGCUGAAACGCAUCACCGAACUUCAGCAAAAGUCCGAGAGCAGUCAAAAGCCCGCUUUACAUCAGAAGAAACAAGUGCACAAGAUGUACCGACGAUUUUGCCGUCAAUUCGAAUCGCAAAUCAUUGGUACUCCUAUCCUUCCUCCGCCAGUAUUCGAACCCUUGAAGGUACAAUCCCCUACGAUGAAUUUUGCCGACUAUGCAGAUGCAUCAGAUGAAAGAAAGCUCGGAGAGCUCUCUACAUAUCGUAAAAGCGGUGUUGCAACACAAAGAAGGAGACAGGGACCUCUCACAGAGGCACAUAGAAACAGAGCGCAUAGGAUGCGGUGCAUAAGGGCCUGUACCAACUGUAAAGAACUUAAGCUCAAGUGUGAUUCCAACACACCUUGCAGCUCCUGUCUUAGGCUGCAUGCCCAACAAACCUACACCCCUUAUCAGGACUGUAGUAGGGGCAUUGAGAUCACCGGAGACGCUUUUAUACUCCCAAGAGAUAAUAAAGAGCCUAAUCUAUCUCUGGUUGGCAAUAAUGAACAAUGGCUGCCUCCAGACGCAGGCCAAACAUAUGGCUCCGCUGAUGACAUUAUGUUUGAGACAGGUAAUACGACACAGCCUCGAAACGCUGUAGCCAACCCUUUUGCACAACAACGCCCAUCUGUAAACAAUCUACCUGAGGGUAUGGAUGCUAGGAAUACGGGUCGAAGGAAGAGAAAAGUCGCAUCCGAUGCAUUGACACCCGAAUCUGCUCCGAGAAAGCGGCGAUCAACACAUACCAACAUAGAGAGGUCUAUAACGGAUUCUGUUCCACUGAUGGACCACUUUGUACAAGAGCGUUCUGAGACCGAGGAAUUUGGAAUUGAAGAAAAGGAUGAUAUUGUCGAUGUGCUACUUGAGCAGUGGACAGUACUGGUACCCUGAGAUGAUCCUUCGCACCUCUUGGAAAUAGAAUCAUCGUCUAGUCCAUCUUGACGAUAUCAGCUCGAAUUUGCAUACCUCUGAGCACCCGGAAUCCGAUGUAAUGACCUCUUACAUUUCUUUUCGGGUUGUUGAUUCACUCCACAUCCAAGGUGAGAAGCUCGCAGUUACUUCGGUCAUCAUACUCGACAUUCGGAUAGGGCUCAAACUCAACCCUUUUGAAACAAACCAAAAUCGGCAUUUCUUCAGACUCCGAGCGAUUGCCCAUUGACGGCGAUCAUCUAUAUCGUGUCAGCUCAGACUGUCGCCAAGAGGCUUCCCAUGCACAUCCCCCGCACUUCCUAUAC